ACAUUGGCUUAUGUCCGUCAGCUAUUUGUCAAACAAAAACAUCUCGAUAACACGAAAAAAAUAACUAGUUACAAUGAUAAAAUGGAGAUAUUAUUGAGAUUUGUGCCAACAAAUCCAUUAAGAUUAACCGUUUCUAGAAUUUUAGUUAACCAAGUAGCUCAUUACACUAGAUUGGCUGAAGUCGGAAAACUCGAAGCUCCGAAGACUUCUGGCAAAUAUGACACCGGGCAGUUAAUUCUACAUAAGGUUUUCGGGUAUAGAGGAGUGAUUCUGUUCCCUUGGCUGGCGAGAGUGUACGAUAGAGAUGCAUCCAAUAAGAAGGAGAAUCCUGAGACCACGGGGACAGGAGAAGCCACCGGGGAUACGCUCUCUAACGUAGGCAAAGAGGUCAAGGGCAGGACUCACACCUUCUACCAGGUGCUGAUAGAUACAAGGGAUGCACCUUACAUACGAGCCCAAACGGAGGCAGUGACGUUCCUAGGCAACCAGGAGUCGUCUCGCAGCCUCUACGCCAUCCCGGGGCUGGACUACGUGGCGCACGACGACAUCAUGCCCUACUCGUCCGUGGAGCGCGUCCCACUGCAGCAUGAGCUGUUCGACAAGUUCCUCAUGCACAACCCGGACAAGGACCCACCCUUCAUAGCGCAGGAGACGCUCCGCGCGUGGCAGAAGAAGAACCACCCAUGGCUCGAACUGAGCGACGUACACCGCGAGACCACGGAGGGCGUGCGAGUCACCGUCAUACCGUUCUACAUGGGCAGCCGCGAGAGCCAGAACUGCGCCGUCUACUGGUGGCGGUACUGCAUCCGACUAGAAAACCUCGGCGCAGCGGCAGUCCAACUGCGCGAGCGGCACUGGCGCAUCUUCUCGCUCUCCGGCACGCUGGAGACCGUGCGCGGCCGCGGCGUGGUCGGCCAGGAGCCCGUGCUGGCGCGCCACUCGCCCGCCUUCCAGUACUCCAGCCACGUCAGCCUGCAGGCGCCCUCCGGACACAUGUGGGGAACGUUCCGCAUGGAGCGCGAGGACGGCUACACGUUCGACUGCCGCAUCCCGCCCUUCUCCCUCGAGAGCAAACCCGACGACGCGCCCGCGCCGCCCGCGCCCUCCGCGUGACGUCACACGCCUAUUUAAAUGGCGACGAGGAAAACGAGGCGGUUAUUAGUUGGCGACGAGGGAAGCAGAACUAAACGUUAUUUAGUUUAUUAACUAUUGUUAUUAAUAUUGUUUUGAUCACACUAGUCGCAUCGAAAUCAUACUGACUAAAAUAACAAAUACUAUUCACAAUAAACCGUAUAAUUUGUAGAUAUUAUUUUUGGCCAAACUUGACAUCUAAAUUAAAGCAUUAAUGAAACUAUUAUGUUAAUAACUUAAGUUUCUGUGUGCAAUUGAAAUUGUAGCUUGAGAUUAAGUAAUACAUUAUACAAUAAAUACUCUGUGAUAGCAUACAAUUUAUUAUCAUUUGUCACAAUGUAAAAUCUGAAAAGAUUACAUCGUCAGGUGACAAGCAAAAGUCCCUAAUUACUAAAAAUUAAAUUAAACAAAAAUCGACCUUCUUUUAGUACUAAUAUGGUUCAUUAUGGUUAUGAACUUGUGGUGGUCAUUAGUGAGUUUUGCUUGUCACCUGACGAUAUAUACCAAUUGUUUCUGUAUAUAACUUCUGCUUCCUAAAUUGCGAUCUAAAUGGCAAGGUGGUGCAAUAACAUCGUUAUUGUGAUCGUUAUUCACCAUUUUAGAAUUGUGGCUUGUAAACUACAGAAGCUGGAAAACGAACUUCAAAACAGCUUUAAAAAUGCACCUGGUAAAACUAGAUUGAAAACUAUUCAGUUCAAUUUGUAUAAAAAUAUAAUAACUUCGGUUCGAACCAGUUUUUCUUAUCAAAACUUUGAACUGGUUAAUAUGUAUAAUUAUUUUAUGACAUCACGAAAUCCUAUAAAAAUAAAUAUAAAUGUGCGUCAUAUGCUUCUGUUUAUGGGAUUUCGUGUUGACAUAAAAAUUUGCGAUCCCGCGGACAAUUAGCGAGUGACAAUAAGCUGGUUGUUUUAUUUGAGAAAAAAGUUUUGUACAGAAUUUCCUUCCAUAUUCCAUAUGUACGAUUUUUGUGCAAGAAAACUGAAAUUACUUUUUUAAUACAGUUGCUCAAAAAGUGCUACUUUACGUAGCUGUUUAGCGUGCGGAAAGUUGGUUAUCUCGAACUAGUGCUUUUUACUUUUCCAAUUUUUUUAAAUUUAUACUUGUUCCAAUUCACGACUACUUAUUGAUGAGUGUUAAUAUUAGUUUCCUUUAAACGUCGUAAUCAGCAUAAAAACCUACCGUUAAUGUAAGAAUACGAAAAAUAUUACAUAUUUCAUAUUUAAUUACUUACCUCUUCGUCAUUAUAACACGUUUAUUUUUUAAUAUUCAAUAUUGAAAAUUCCGUUCUUAAUAAGUUGACUGAAUGGAACGGAAUAGCUGUCAAACGCCCAUAGAUAUAAUAUACUUAAAGACGACGUCUAACCGAGCUGUCACUGUUACCACUUUUGUUUAGUGUACGAUUAACAAUGUUUUUCUUAUUUUUUCGCAACUGUAUUAAAAAACGUCGUUCGAUACACGUGCGGAAAUGUCAUUCUUCACUCGUCCCGAGUCUUGCCACUCGCCUGCGGCUCGUGGCAAGAUAUCUCGGUACUCGUGAAGUAAUGACAUACCUUCCGCACUAGCAUCGAAAUGUACUAUUACAGUACAUAUGGUCCUAUUUUCCCGCACUAGUGCGUAAAAUAGCACUUUUCGUGCGUAUGUCAAAAGUUUAAAAGGCCAUAUGUACUGUAAAACGUUGUACGAUACACGUGCGAAUAGGUAAUUUGCAACUCGUGUCGAUUUAAAACACUCCCUUCGAAUUUCCUCUUUUCCGCAGUUGUAUCAUAAAUAACUAUUCCCCGCCGGUGGAAUCGGUGCCUCAAUGAUGGAGAUUUUCAAGAUACCUCAUACAUAUAAGCUGAUAAUCUAUAAUGAAAAGCUCUAUUUUGAAUAUCGUUUCUCAGUGUUCUUUAAAGUCAAAAUCCGUUAUUUUAUGCCAAAUUUUAACUGUUAUCGCAUUGACGUUAACAUUCUAGCCAAUUCUCUAGGAAAAGUAGCAUGUCGCUGUCAGAAAUAGUUGUAUUUAUAUUAUAAUUUAAUUAUAGUAUUUAUGAACCUAUUCAUUGCAUCCCUUUGUUUGUUCCACUUGAAACUUAGUCAUCUUUUUAAAAUAAAUGCAUAGAUCUUUAUUAAAAUUACAGUAUUGUGAA
This is a messenger RNA of Cydia fagiglandana, 3260 nucleotides long. RefSeq names its product polymerase delta-interacting protein 2 (gene POLDIP2). The transcript is spliced from 6 exons. Gene Ontology annotation, biological process: error-free translesion synthesis. The coding region runs from base 82 to 1113 and encodes 343 amino acids. Lineage: Eukaryota; Metazoa; Arthropoda; Insecta; Lepidoptera; Tortricidae. Gene Ontology annotation, molecular function: DNA binding. The record is from RefSeq and is a predicted model, not a curated record. Gene Ontology annotation, cellular component: nucleus; mitochondrial nucleoid.